AUGGGUAUGCAGAUAGUUCCGGUGCCCCUACAUAGAAUGAGCAUUGUCUGUGGGUUGGUUAGUGGAGAGGUGGUGGUGGGAGUGCGGCCUGAGUUACCAGUGGAAGGGGUCGAUGUAGUACUUGGAAAUGAUUUGGCGGGGAAUAAAGUGUGGGCUGAGGCUAUAGCUCCAAAUGUGGUUAACCAGGUCCCAGUCUCGUCUUACCCAAGUAAACAAGAGGGAAAAACAGAGGUUUUUCCGGCAUGCGCAGUAACCCAUGCUAAGAAGAAAAAAGUGAAAGGCCUGGGUAAAGAAAUCACCCUCCUCAUGCAGACCCUCAACACACUGAGCACCCCCGAGGAAAAGCUUGGAGGCCUUUGCACGAAGUACGCCGAACUGUUGGAAGAGAACCGUAACACUCAGAAGCAGAUGAAGGUGCUGCAGAAGAAGCAGAACCAGCUGGUCCAGGAGAAAGACAACCUGAGGAACGAGCACAGCAAGGCCAUCCUGGCCCGCAGCAAGCUGGAAAGCUUCUCCAGGGAGCUGCAAAGACACAACCGGACACUCAAGGAGGAAGGAAUCCAAAGAACGCGGCUGGAGGAGGAGAAGAGGAAGGAGGUGGCUUCUCAUUUCCAGGUGACGCUGAGCGACAUCCAGAGUCAGAUGGAGCAGCACAACGAGAGAAACGCCAGCCUUCGACAAGAGAACGCAGACCUGGCAGAAAAACUCAAGAAACUCUACGAACAGUACAAACUGCGCGAGGAGCACAUCGACAAAGUGGUGAAGCAUAAAGACCUGCAGCAACAGCUGGUGGAUGCAAAGCUGUAUCAGGUGCAGGAGGAGGAGACCAGCCUGCAUGGGUGUGCCUAG
Molecule: messenger RNA, 849 nt
Organism: Cololabis saira (Pacific saury)
Lineage: Eukaryota; Metazoa; Chordata; Actinopteri; Beloniformes; Belonidae
Product: alpha-taxilin-like
Exons: 2
Coding region: 1-849 (282 amino acids)
Molecular function (GO): syntaxin binding
Source: RefSeq, a predicted model, not a curated record